Molecule: messenger RNA, 2124 nt
Organism: Camellia sinensis
Lineage: Eukaryota; Viridiplantae; Streptophyta; Magnoliopsida; Ericales; Theaceae
Product: dof zinc finger protein DOF1.4
Biological process (GO): regulation of DNA-templated transcription
Molecular function (GO): DNA binding; DNA-binding transcription factor activity
Source: RefSeq, a predicted model, not a curated record
AUCACGUGAAAUUAAAAAUAAACAAAGAUUUGAUCUUCUUGCUAAUUCUCUCUCUGUCUCUCGCUCAUGAGUAUUUCAACUCCAUCAUCAACAAAGCCUCACGUCGCCACCUGCACUUUGUCUCUUUACUCUUGAGUUUCAAACGAUUCCUUUGAGAGAAGAAAAAUGUUGGGUAACUGUGAGAAGAUGUUACUCAUCUCUUCAACUAGCAACAACCAAUGGCCACAACCACAGAAUCAGAUGGAUGAGAAGACCAUGAUGGCUUCAACAGGAAUGGUUAUGGACAAACCAACCUCUCAAGAUCAAAACCAACAACAACAACAACAGCAACAAGCCCUAAAGUGUCCCCGCUGUGAUUCAUCAAACACCAAGUUCUGUUACUACAACAACUACAGUCUUUCUCAGCCCAGACAUUUUUGCAAGGCUUGUAAGCGUUAUUGGACCAGAGGUGGAACCCUAAGAAAUGUCCCAGUUGGAGGUGGGUGUAGAAAGAACAAGAGAGUCAAGAAACCAUCCUCGUCAUCAGCCACUGAUUCACCUUCUUCAUCAUCAAACCCGAAUCAUCUUCAACAAACCCAGAUCGACAUUUCUUCCAACUCAAUUUCAAACCAUGUUAAUCCUUUGUUUUAUGGCUUACCCACCAACACUUCUGAGCUCACCCUUCCAUACCCUAAUAACCCUAGGUUCAAUUCUAGGGUUUCCAAUGUUGAUACUGUUUCUGGGUUUGAUCUUCAACAGCCUCCUCCUCAAUUGAAUGAUCUUGGAUUAGGGUUUUCUUCUGGUGGUCGCAACAGCGAUUACCGAAAUGGGUUUAAUUCAAAUUCACUUCUUUCAAGCUAUUCCAUGUUUGGAUCUUCCACUUCUUCAAAUUCUCCGACAAUGGUGUCUUUGUUAGCUUCAAGCCUUCAGAAUCAGAAAAUUUUCUCCAAUGGUUUUCAGGGACUAGUACCCUAUGAAGAUCUUCAAAUGCCUGGUACUGGUGAGGCUGAUAGGGUUUUCAAGGAAGUGAAAAUGGAGGAUUGGAAUGUCCAUCGCCAGAAUCAGAUCGAUCAGAUCAGCACGUCUGAUCCUUCUGUUUAUUGGAAUGCAACAAGCAAUAUUGGUGCUUGGCUUGAUCCUUCAAAUCUUGGGUCCUCAGUCCCUUCUCUGAUCUAGCAAAAGAAAUCAAUCUUGAUAUCAUUUCUUUACUUGAUCUCCCUCUUCUUAAUCAGCUAGUUUAGUUAGCUUUCUUCUGUUGGUUUUACUUAUCUUUGAAGUGAAUUUAAUGGCCAAGGGGCGUCAUGAGCUCGAAACAUGGAAGCAACCUCUUCAUAUGCAGGAUAAGAUUGCGUAUAUCUGACUUUUUUUAGACUCUGCAGUGACAGAAGUCCCGUGUACUGAGCAAUCAUUUUUAGUCAUAGUGGGGAGGGAAUUGCCAAGAAAAACAAGAAAUUUUCGCGUGGAAGAAUCGGGGAGAGAGGAGAUUGGAUCGGAGCGAUCAUGUCAGCUGCAAAGAAUUCAGCCUGUUAUUUUUUUUAGUAUCAAAGGUUGAGAAACUCAUUUGCUCUGAGAGGAACAUCCGAUCCUCUUUGCCUCACCAACCCAGGUUUCAUCAUCAACUGCAAGGUGUUGAAGAGCUGCCUCAGAGAUCUUGGGUGCAAUUUCAUGGUCUAGUGAGUUGAUCUAGCUCCUCUUUGUAUGUAUAUAUUGCAUGACAUAUUCUAAUGUACUUUGUAUUUUUAGUGGAUUUUGUUAAUGAAUGCAUUGGUUAAUAAAUUUGAAAGAGUUGUACAUUUUUUAUAAAAAUUUCAACAGUAAAAAAUGUACAACUAUUUUAAAUUUUGUUAACGAAUGAUAUUGUUAACAAAUCCAUUUGUUAAUAGGUUGGGUUGGGGGAUGGAUAAUAGUUGUUGAAGUCCUAGAAGAAGAGGCUCUGCACUGAGCAAUCCUUUUUCUCUCUUUUUUUAUUUUAGGAUUUUUUGUUUUUUUGGACUGAGGGAAAGGGUUUGGGUAUAGUGGGAUAGAAGAGAGGGAGAUUUGUUAUUUCAAUGUGGGUGUUGUAGUUUAUUUGGCUGGUCAUGCUUAACUUUGUUAUGUCUGAUUCUAUUGAUAAGGAACUAUGGUUUUGAGGAUUGGAUUGUCUUA